Messenger RNA from Daktulosphaira vitifoliae (grape phylloxera), 3120 nucleotides. RefSeq lists its product as uncharacterized. Bases 366 to 3113 code for a protein of 915 amino acids. NCBI's taxonomy places the organism in Eukaryota, Metazoa, Arthropoda, Insecta, Hemiptera, Phylloxeridae. The record is from RefSeq and is a predicted model, not a curated record. Gene Ontology annotation, cellular component: cell periphery. The transcript has 13 exons.
CGUGAUGUAGCGUUCGCGUGGUUUUGUUAUUUUGUGUGUAAGCCAAUUGCUUUAUUUAAAAUUACUAUUACUACAAGUGCAAUACAUAAUAUAAAUAUAACUUUUUUAUAUAACGCGUUGAUUAAUUUAUUUUUAAAUUAGAAUAUAUGCCUUAGAAAAAUUAAUGAAUGUUAUUCGAUAAAUUAAAAUAAAUUAUAUUAAAUUGAGAAAUAAACAAUUGUAUCAUGCUUUUAAUUUAAUUUUUCAAUGAUAGUUUCGUAAACACAAUCUCAAUAAAAAUAAUAGCAAAAUAUUAGACACGUUGCUUAUUAUUUUUAGUUGUCAAAAAAUGAUUUUUUUUAACUGGAACCGUUAAACUUAAGAUAAUGUAUGGAUAUUACGCCGGCAAAAUAUUACCCAGAAAUCUGUUUAUCAUAGUAUCCCUUUUAAUCGUGAGUUCUAAUUCACAAGAAUGGCUAAAUGUGACAUCAGAUUACACUGCGUUGAUGAAUGAUUUAAGUGUAGAAUUGUUAGAACCUGGUGCUAGUGUUCAAUUAUACGAAGUAAAAAAUGAUAACAACUAUACACUGAUGGGUGAAAUUCCUGUUGACGAAAACUGGCCAUCCAACGUAACUAUCCAUUGUGGUGUUAUAACGAAAGGCGGACGAUAUGCUCUUGAAUUGGUAUCCAACAUUACAAUAUCUGCGGAUGAAAAUACAGAUAACAACACAAACGAUGGGCAAAUUAUCGAAUUGGACGUGCGAUGGCCUUCGGCCACUUUAGAAUUUGAACCAAAACAUAUUUAUACGUAUCCAGAAUCAUGGCAACAAGUUAUGGUUAUAAUAAAAUUUGAAGGACCCCAGUGCGAACCUGCCGUCGGAUCAGCAGUUCCUGUACUUUGGUUAGAUUUAAUGUAUUGCGGUUUAACGGCAGACACUUGCAAGAAUGUCUCUAAAGUUACAUACUCUCAAAAUACAAUUGAACCCUUAGUAAUUCAUUCUGAACAGAUUAGAGGCUAUCCAACAUUCAGAAAAAUACAUUUGAAAUGUGAUGUACUUGGGAUCAUUGGGUUUUAUUCAGCAAUAUUGCGACCACCGUCGCAGAACGGACGUCAAGAAAUCGUGGCGAAUGUGGCUGACCACGGGCUGUUGGAAGUCGUUCAAAACAAUAAAUUCAUGUUAAACGUGCACGGUAAAUCGAUUUUCCCAUGUGACAGCUACGGUGGAGGCGUCCCUAUAGUUUUCCAGUAUCCUACGUGUAUCUUACCAACAGCAGAUAAAGUGAGAUUGUUCGGGCGCUUACGAGACAACGUUUCCACUUUGUUACCACCAACAAAGUUACACUACAUUUCUGAACACAGGGUAAUAAAAGGCCGCCACAACGUUUACUUCGACUGUGAAUUGUUUUCUGAAAAAUAUAUAGAAUACUGUUUUGUUUACGUCAAUCAAGCGAUAAAUAAAGCUUACACAAACAUAAAAACACAAUGUGUUCCAACACUACCAAUUGCAGAUGAUGACUCUGGUCAAUGGAGUAAAUGGAGUGAAUGGUCUCCUUGUUCUACUACGUGUUAUGGAGGAACUCGAAAUCGUUAUCGAACGUGUGACUCUCCACCUCCAAAGUAUGGAGCGACUUUUUGCCAAGGUCCAUCUUUACAAACUGAAAAAUGCGGCGAAAAAGCACUGUAUGGACAUGAAUGUGAAAAAGUUGAACAACAACAAAUUAAAACAUAUGGUGAUAAUUCUAGUUUAGAUAUUUUGCCAAAACAAGAUAGCGAAGAAUUAGGUAAUGAAUGUAAAUGUGGUUGUGUGAUUCAUAUGUCUAAGGCCACUCGGACAAUAUCAGCUACUACUAAAGGAUGUCCCGGUCGAUCUUUAUGGUUAAUAAAGGCAGAGGAUAAAACAAUCAUUCAAUUAGAUAUUGUAAGAAUAAUUUUAGUAUGCCCUGAACAAUGGAUAAAAAUUCGAGAUGGAAAUUCAACAGCUUCCAAUUUAUUGAUACACUUGGAGGGAUCUCCGGAAUCGAUAAAGCCUAUAUUAUCAUCAGGGUCAUAUUUACUUUUGGAAUUUUUCUCAAAAACUAUUUCAUCGUCAAAUGAUGAAUGUUUUGGGGGUUUUUUCGUCCAAAUUAGUCGAAUAGAAAAUAAGACGUCGAUUAUAAAUACAAAUCAUGUUCUUUUUAAAGACAAUAUAUUAUUUUUAAUAUCAAAUAUCGACUCAUUUCUAGCUACUGUCUCAGCUAUAUUUUUAUUUUUGGUUGUUACUUGCAUGUGCUUUACUGUUCAGUUUGCCGAACGUAAGCAUAAGUAUCAUAAGGCUAAAACUGCUGAUAAACACUCAAUUGGAUCAACUUAUGGAAUGUUACUUGAUAAUGAUCAUAUGACAUCAACUACUUCUAUACCGUCCCAAACUUUGUCUAAGUUUGAAGCGAUAAGUAUAAAUAUAAGUCAAGAUUUAAUCGAGAAUGAUAUCGAUUAUAUAGCAAAAAGUAAAACUGAAAAAAAAACAGAACAUUCAGAUACUUGUUUGCCAGUUAAUCAGCCUUGCACAUUUUCAAUUUCUCAAACAUCAUUAUCGUCACAUCAAACAAUGGUUCAGUCAACAUCCAGUUUAAGUAAAGAUAGUAGACAAAGAAGUUGUAGACUUCAUAAUACACUGAAUAGUAGUACAGACUCUAGCAUACAUGGACAUGAUGUAUCCGAUUUAGAAAUGGAUUAUUAUGAUUAUAACGUACAUAAUACAAAUUGUGUGCCUGGAUCAUACAUUGGGAUGGAUCCUGCAUAUUGUCUGUGGAUACCUCCAUUAUCUGACCAUAGUCCUGGUUCAGGCCAUGAAGUCAUGGAAAUGUCUGUUAUGGAAAGUAAAAAUAAUAAAUGCAAAAGGAAUAACGAGAUAAGCAGCAAAUUUAGUAACCGAUUAUCAGCAGAUAGUGAAUCCACUUUGAUCGGUGAUGAUUGCAUUUCAUUAAAAACUCUUGAAGCCUCACCAAAUAGGAAAUAUUUAAAAAUUGAGAACCAAAAGGCUGAAUAUUCAAUUAAUGACUCUAAUAUUAAGUUUGUUGAUGAAGAUGAUAAUUUAGAUAUAAAAGAUUUCAUUUCUGUUAAUGUGGAAAAUAAAAAUAUUUGUAAUAAAUGUUAAAAAAUUA